Molecule: messenger RNA, 3329 nt
Organism: Asparagus officinalis (garden asparagus)
Lineage: Eukaryota; Viridiplantae; Streptophyta; Magnoliopsida; Asparagales; Asparagaceae
Product: DNA gyrase subunit A, chloroplastic/mitochondrial
Exons: 27
Coding region: 96-2873 (925 amino acids)
Biological process (GO): DNA topological change
Cellular component (GO): chromosome; cytoplasm; DNA topoisomerase type II (double strand cut, ATP-hydrolyzing) complex
Molecular function (GO): DNA topoisomerase type II (double strand cut, ATP-hydrolyzing) activity; ATP binding; DNA binding
Source: RefSeq, a predicted model, not a curated record
AAUCCCUAAAACCCCGUUGCCCAAAUGGCUUCCAAAACCCUCAAUAAAGAGAUAAGGGAACACAAAAUUUAAAAAAAAAUUCUAGGGCUUUCGGAAUGGCGCUCUCGACAAUGCUCCGCUUCACUACCUCCUCUCUCCUCCGUUCCCGCCUCUCGACCCCCCUCCUCGCCGUCGUCUCAACCCCCAACAGCCUCCGCUUCUACUCGCCAAACCCUAAAAGAUCGCUUAAAGUUCGAUCAUCGAAGCGCAGGAGUAACGAAGAACCAGUCUUGGAUAAGGGAGAAGGUGGGGAGAAUGGGGGUUUGUUGUUGAAGGAGAAGAGUGGUAGGGUUGGUGAUGGGAGAAUCGUGCCGGCCGAGCUUCACAAAGAGGCGACGGAGGCGUACAUGGCGUACGCGAUGUCGGUGCUGCUUGGGCGAGCGCUGCCGGAUGUUAGGGACGGGCUGAAGCCGGUUCAUAGAAGGAUACUGUAUGCCAUGCAUGAAUUGGGCCUCUCAUCUCGAAAGCCACACAAGAAAUGUGCUAGGGUUGUAGGAGAGGUUUUAGGUAAGUUCCAUCCCCAUGGAGACAAUGCUGUUUACGAAUCUUUAGUGAGAAUGGCACAGGAUUUCUCUUUGCGGUUUCCUCUUAUUCGGGGGCAUGGAAACUUUGGAUCAAUUGAUGCUGAUCCUCCCGCGGCCAUGCGCUACACUGAAUGUAGAUUGGAAGCACUUACAGAAGCGAUGCUAUUAACUGACUUGGAACUUGAUACGGUUGACUUUGUUCCAAAUUUUGAUAAUUCACAAAAAGAACCAUCCUUGUUACCCGCUCGCAUCCCAAAUUUGUUGUUGAACGGAUCUUCUGGAAUUGCGGUUGGAAUGGCAACUAAUAUUCCACCACAUAAUCUUGGGGAACUUGUGGAUGCACUUUCUGCUUUGAUCCGUAAUCCAGAAGCUACACUCCAAGAAUUGUUGGAACACAUGCCUGGACCUGACUUCCCAACUGGAGGACUAAUCAUGGGGAAUAUUGGUAUUUUAGAGGCAUAUAGAACUGGACGAGGACGCGUAGUCGUGAGAGCAAAGACUGAUAUGGAAGUGCUAGAUGAGAAAACAAAACGCACUGCCAUAAUAAUUAAAGAGAUUCCUUACCAAACCAAUAAAUCCGCGCUGGUCGAAAAAAUUGCGGAGCUUGUUGAAGAUAAGACCAUAGAAGGCAUAAGUGAUAUUCGUGACGAGAGUGACCGUUCCGGUAUGCGCAUAGUUAUUGAGUUAAAAAGAGCUGCAGAUCCAUCAAUAGUCCUUAAUAAGCUUUUCCGUCAUACAGCUCUUCAAUCUAGCUUUAGCUGCAACAUGGUAGGUAUCCUCAAUGGUCAGCCAAAGCUAAUGGGCUUGAAAGAAUUGCUUCAGGCCUUUCUUGAUUUUAGAUGCUCCAUCAUCGAAAGGCGUGCCAAAUUUAAGCUCUCACAGGCAGAACAAAGGAGACAUAUUGUAGAGGGCAUCAUCGUGGGUCUUGAUAAUUUGGAUGGAGUUAUACAUAUAAUCAAAGAAACAUCAAGCAAUGCGAUGGCAACAACUGCUUUGAUGAAAGAAUAUCACUUAUCUGAAAAACAAGCUGAGGCUUUAUUGGAUAUUACCUUAAGAAAACUGACUUCUUUUGAGAGAAAAAAAUUUGUGGACGAACAUAACUCUUUGACAGAACAAAUUUCCAAGCUAAAUGAGCUCUUGCUAAGUAAAAAACUCAUAUUCCAGCUCAUAGAGCAAGAAGCAAUUGAAAUUAAGAACAAAUUUGGGACUCCAAGGCGCUCAUUGCUGGAAGAUGCUAGUGCAGGACAACUUGAGGAUAUAGACGUUAUUCCAAAUGAAGAAAUGCUUCUGGCAUUCAGUGAAAAAGGCUAUGUUAAGCGGAUGAAGCCUAACACAUUUAACCUACAACAUCGUGGAACUAUUGGAAAAUCUGUUGGAAAAAUGCGAGUAAAUGACUCAAUGUCAGACUUCCUUGUCUGUCAUGCCCAUGACCAUAUCCUUUAUUUCAGUGAUAGGGGAAUAGUUUAUUCGGCUCGUGCAUAUCGGAUACCUGAAUGUACUCGGAAUGCUGCAGGAACUCCAUUGGUCCAGUUGUUGUCACUAUCUGAGGGAGAAAGGAUAACCUCUGUCAUUCCUGUUAGUGAAUUUCCUGGAGACCAGUACCUACUAAUGCUUACUGUCAAUGGUUACAUCAAGAAAGUUUCUUUAAAUGCCUUCUCAGCAAUCAGAGUAACAGGAAUUAUAGCGAUACAACUGGUUCCUGGUGAUGAGCUGAAAUGGGUGCGCCGAUGUGCGGAUGAUGAUCUUGUCGUGAUAGCUUCUCAGAAGGGGAUGGUUAUUGUAAAUUCAUGUAAUACGCUUCGGGCAUAUGGGAGAAAUACAAGGGGUCUUAUUUCCAUGAGAUUGAAGGAAGGGGACAAAAUGGCAGCGAUGGACAUAAUACCUGCUGCUAUCCAUAAAGAUCGGAAACAAUUAAACAAAGACUCUGUAAACCAGAGUAGGGAUGUUCGACCUCCAUGGCUGUUAUUCGUGUCAGAAAGUGGUCGUGGUAAGCGUGUGCCUCUGAGUAGCUUCCGUGAAUCAAAUUUUAACAGAGUGGGCUUGAGAGGUUACAAGAUUCCAGCAGAUGGUCGACUAGCUGCAGUUUUUGUGGUUGGGUUUUCACUAGCAGAUGAUGGUGAAAGCGAUGAACAAUUAGUCUUAGUCAGCCAAAGUGGAACCAUAAACAGAAUAAAGGUUCGAGAUAUAUCUAUUCAAUCUCGGGUGGCAAGGGGAGUUAUUUUGAUGCGGUUAGAGCAUGCUGGAAAAAUCCAAUCUGCUUCCUUGAUUUCUGCAAUGGAAGAUGAAGUGCUGGCUGAAGAUCAAGUAUGACGUAUGUUUUGGUCAGAAUUGUGUUGCAUUAAAAUGCAAGUAGACCGUGAAAGCUUAUCAGGUAACAGAAGCUCGAUAGUGAAGUUUGAAGGCACGUUGCAUGAUCUCGCAGAAGACAGGUUUCAUAUGCUUCAUAUAACGGUCUCUAAUUUAUCUGCAGCUGUAAAGGGGUGGGCUUUUACAGCGAUUUUGAUCAUCAACCGUCACAAUCUUGUACACCAUGUAAAAUGACGUGUAAGUUCAUUUUAUCCAGAUCUAUAGUUUAGUCUAUUCCAUUGUUCCCCAAUAUAUUAAAGGAUGUCACUAAACUGCCUAACUAGCGUUGAUCCUAUUAGCUUUGGUACGUCAGCUAAGAGAGGAGUACUAAGAUGAGCUGUAUGAUGGUUCUACAGCCAAGGAAUGAGUCCCAAGUCAAUAUUUAAGUAAUUUGAAUCCCCAUCAAAUAAUUUGAUUAUA